AUGAUUUAUGUGUUCACUCUGCUGCAGAUUCUGAGAGCUUCGAAUGAACUUGAUGGAGAUUUCAAUAUGGGGUUAGUUUCUAAAAGUGAUAUAGAAGAAAUUAAGGGAAGUAUUAGUGGACUUUUAUGGAGUCAUCCAUCUACAGAGUUUGAUGAGACGAGUAUUACAUUAACAAGGCCUGGAUUUGGAGUGAUUAUAGAGGUUGAUCCAAAAGGAUGGGUUCAGGAGCUGGUGAACACCCUGGGGGAAGAGAGGGCAUUGCUAAAGACACGUGAAGAAAGCUUCCACAUGACGAUGUUCCAGGUGUGUGUUGAGUUUUUCAAGGAUGGGUAUGAUCCCAACACGCUUCCUUGGAAUAUAUUCUCUGUGUUUGAUGACUAUAUCAAGAAAAAACUGGAUAAAAUGACGUCUUCUGUAGAUGUUCCGUCGUGCUUUGAGAUUAGGAGUUGCGGGGAGGUGAUGAUACUUGGCAGGGACUAUCCAUCUCAUGUGGUUGCCAGAGUGGAGCUGAAGACGAUCAAGGAAGAGAUGGAUAAGAUCAAAGAGAAGCUGAAUGUGUUAGGAUAUGUCUGGAUUAAACACUUUGCAAAGGCUCUGGAGGAGAAGGGGUAUGGAGGAAGGAUUACAAAGGACAUGAGAGGAAUAGGAGUUGAAGGAAAAGGAUGGAAGUUUAACAUUGGAUAUACAGCAAGUAAGGACUAUAGAACUCACAUAACUCUUGGGAUACUGAGGUGUGGGGAUCCUGAGUAUGAAAAGCUGACUCUCUGGGCAAAUGGAUGUGUUGGAAGGAAGAUUAACGAUACUUUUUCCGAUGGCAUGGGAAGAGAAGAGAUAAAUGAGAAGACAGAAGAGCUCAACAAAGCGAAUGAAAAUAUUUGCAGAAAGUUAUUGGAGAAGUUUGAACUCGAAGAUCUCAGCAACUAUCCAAAGCUUGAGGAGCAGGUUAGGAAUGCUAAGGAGGGAAAGAAGUUAGAUGUGAACAGGGAAGUGAUAGAUGAGUGGAGGAGAUACUUGAUUUCUUCGAAACUUAGUGACAUCCAAGAGAAAGCUGAGAAGACGAAAGGUGAAGAAGUGAAGAUAAUUAAACUGAAGUACAGCACAAUCAACAUGAGCCGUAUUCAGAACUUUGAACCUUAUAGCAACUCUUUUAAUCCUGCAGGAGGAUCAUCUGAGUAG
Molecule: messenger RNA, 1176 nt
Organism: Encephalitozoon romaleae SJ-2008
Lineage: Eukaryota; Fungi; Microsporidia; Unikaryonidae
Exons: 1
Coding region: 1-1176 (391 amino acids)
Source: RefSeq, a predicted model, not a curated record